AUGAGCGUCUCCGGGGUCCCCUCCUUCGAGAAGGAGCAUCUUUGGAUGUAUCUGCAGGCACUCGGCUUCGAGCCAGGCCCGGCGACUAUUGCCUCCGGAAAGAUUGUGGCGCUCACGCACUUCGGACCGAGCAUGUUUGACAAGCUGAACCGUGAUGCCUUUCAAGUAGUUUCUUAUUUUUUGUUUCAAAUGCUGGACCAGUCUCUUACCAAGGAAGUUUUCAAAUUUUGCUGGCCUCCAUUUGACCAAAAACGUGAUGCUGAAUUCCGGAAACACUGCUGUGAAUGGUUAAAAAAAAUUUCUGCUGAAUGUGGAGGUAGCUUUCCUCAAGUUGUUGGUUCACUGUUUAUUUCUCCUGGAGGUCCGAAGUUUGUUCAUCUAAUGUAUCAUUUUGCAAGAUAUGUUGCAAUAAAAUAUAUUAAAACCUAUUCUAAAAAUUCUCCUGUACAUUUUACAGAGACAUUUAAUGUAAAGCCACAAGAUUUGCAUAAGUGUAUUGCUAGAUGCCAUGUAGCACGUAACAGAUUUUUCCAAAUUUUGCAAAGACAAGAUUGUGUUACCCGAAAAUAUCAGGAAAAUGCACAAUUAUCAGUUAAGCAAGUACGAGAAAUGAGAGCAGAAUGUAUAGCACUACAAAACCACAUAAAAAAAAUGGAACCCUGUGAUGACCAAAGUAAUCUAGAAGAGAAAGUUCAAAAGGUUCGGUCAUUGUGGGCUUCAGUAAAUGAAACACUCAAGUUUUUGGAAAAAGAGAGAGAAGUUGUUAGUUCAGUCCUUAGUUUUGUUAACCAAUAUUCUUUAGAUGGAACUAAUGUUUCUAUUAAUGUUCCAAAACUCUUACUUGACAAAAUUGAAAAAGAAAUGCAUCAGUUACACAUAGGAAAUGUUUAUGAAGCUGGAAAAUUGAACCUCUUAACAGUUAUUCAGUUAUUAAAUGAAGUCUUGAAAGUAAUGAAAUAUGAACAUUGUCAAGCUGACCAAGCAAGACUGACAAUAGACCUUCACUACCUUGAAAAAGAGACCAGGUUUCAGAGAGAAAGAUUAUCAGAUCUGAAGCAUAUGAGGUAUAAAAUAAAAGAAGAUCUUAUAACUAUAAGACAUUCUAUUCUUGAGAAACAAGGAGAAUGGUAUAAGAAGUGGGGAGAAUUUCUUGGUCUGUCUCCUUUCAGUCUAAUUAAAGGUUGUACUCCAGCUGUGGAUCUUUUACCACCUAUGUCUCCCCUUUCAUUUGAUCCUGCCUCGGAAGAAGUAUAUGCAAAUAGUAUUCUUUUUAAGUAUCCUGCUUCACUUCCAGAUACAACUAAACAAUGUAACCAAAAAAAUGAUUGCAGAAGAGAGGAUGAUACACGGAAAGUUGUAAAUGAGAUAGCCAACAGCCCUGUCUCCCUUCUCUUGCAUUCAGCUUCAUUAUCAGAUGGAAACAAUGUUACACUUCUGGAAAAGGACAUGAAGUUGAGAACUCCCAGAGAGAAAAAUGAAACAAUUUCUGAGAAAACAAUAGUAUUGGAAGUGGAAGACUCCCUGCCAUCAGAUAUUGCAAAGAACACAGACAGUAGUAGUACAAUUGGGGGAUCUCUGUCAGCUAAAAAAUGUGAUCCAUUCCAAGAAGAGCAAGAUCAUCUGGUAGAAGAGGUUGCUAGGACAGUUUUAUCUGAUUCACCAAAGCUCUCUGAAGGAAAAGAAGUAAAAUUAGACGAAUUAAUUAAUUCUCUGGUUUCUAACCCAUUCUUAGCAAGGAACCAAAUUCCUCGAACUCCAGAAAACUUGAUAAGUGAAAUUAGAAGCUCAUGGAGAAAAGCUGUUGAAAUGGAAGCUGACAGAAGUACAGAACCAAUUCAAAUGGAUACUGAAUAUAGAGAAGUUUUGCCAGAAUCCUUACCUGUGUUGCAUAAUCAAACAGAAUUUAGCAUGGCCAGUUUUCUCUCAGCAACCACUGUGUCAGAUUUUACCCAAUCUCAUUUGCCUAAAGAAAAAGUUUUUUCAGAUUGCCUCAAGUGUGUGUCUCAGAAACACAUGGCAGACAGUCACAUAGGUGACCCACCAAUACAGAAUCAGUCAGAUUUGUUAAAUAAGAAAAUAAUUUGCAAGCAAGAUUUGGAAUGUACAGCUUUACAGAACAAGCUUUCAGAAACUAGCCAAAUAGAGACAUUCUCCCCUGCUGUACACAAUAGGAUAGAUGGGAUGGGUGGCAAUAAAGAGGAGUAUGUUGAAAUAUCAGACCACUCGCUAGCUUCUUAUAAAGAACCUUCCAUGCAAAAAACUGCAUUAUGGAACUCUUUUCAAAUAUCAAGUGGAAUUAAUUCUAAGAGUUUUGAAGAUUCUGAUUUUGGCAUAUUAUAUGAAACUUUUCCAGAAGAAAUUGCUCACCUAAGUCUUAAUAGCUCCAAUAAUACAGAGGUCAAUUUUGAACUGGAACGAAAUAGUCCUAUGCAAGGUGGCAUUUUUCCAGAAGAUGUUCUAGGAGAAAUACAGACUACUCCAAAAUCAAAUUUCAAUUUACAAGCUAUUUGCAGUAGAUAUGAGGCUCUGAAAAAAUCCCUUUCCAAGAAAAAGGAAGAAUCUUACCUCUCUUAUCCUGAAAUGCUUGAAAGACACAAACCAGACUUGAGUCUUACUCCCAAUAACAUGCAAACAGAUAAUAUGUUUAAUUUUUUGGACACUCAUGACUCAUACACUGACUAUACAAAGUCAUCUUUAUGCAUGUCUCUUGGUGAAAGAAAACGUUCUCUUUCACCACUCAUUACAUUUUCUCCAGAGGAGCAAAGAUUGAGGACCACAAUACCAUGUAGUUUUGGAGAAUUUUUACCUAAUUUAAAAGAAGAAGAAAUCCAGAAUAAGAGUCUUGAUGCAGAAAAAUCUCCGUCUGACUUGAAAAGCUAA
Orycteropus afer afer is the source of this 2880-nucleotide messenger RNA. RefSeq names its product HAUS augmin like complex subunit 6 (gene HAUS6). NCBI's taxonomy places the organism in Eukaryota, Metazoa, Chordata, Mammalia, Tubulidentata, Orycteropodidae. Gene Ontology annotation, molecular function: microtubule binding. Gene Ontology annotation, biological process: spindle assembly. The transcript has 17 exons. The record is from RefSeq and is a predicted model, not a curated record. Gene Ontology annotation, cellular component: mitotic spindle microtubule; HAUS complex. The coding region runs from base 1 to 2880 and encodes 959 amino acids.